This is a messenger RNA of Drosophila albomicans, 1818 nucleotides long. RefSeq names its product nucleolar protein 58 (gene nop5). Lineage: Eukaryota; Metazoa; Arthropoda; Insecta; Diptera; Drosophilidae. Gene Ontology annotation, molecular function: snoRNA binding. The record is from RefSeq and is a predicted model, not a curated record. Gene Ontology annotation, cellular component: small-subunit processome; box C/D methylation guide snoRNP complex. The transcript has 2 exons. Bases 118 to 1662 code for a protein of 514 amino acids.
AUUUUUCUUUUACACGCGGCGCCAGACUAAAGAAGGUUAAGUUCGAGAGUGUUGCGCUUCACUUUGCUUAAAAUAUUUAAUUUCUAACUGAAAUUAAAUGAAUUAAGUUUGCGCAAAAUGUUUGUGUUAUACGAAACGCCGGCGGGCUACGCCAUUUUCAAAUUACUCGACGAAAAAAAACUGGAACAAGUGGACAAUUUGUACUUGGAAUUCGAGACACCCGAAAAGGCAAAUAAAUUACUCAAACUCAAGCAUUUUGAGAAAUUCAAUGAUACCACAGAAGCGCUGGCAGCGGCCACCGCAGCCGUCGAGGGCAAAGUAGCCAAGCCACUGAAGAAAACAUUGAAAAAACUCCUCGUGGAUGAUGUGCAAGCAUCGCUGCUGGUCGCCGAUGCCAAACUGGGUACUGCGAUCAAGGACAAACUGUCGGUGCAAUGUGUCUACAACACUGGUGUGCAGGAGCUGAUGCGUUGCAUACGCCAGCAGGCGGACAGUCUGCUGGGUGGUCUGCCCAAACGUGAGAUGACCGCCAUGGCCCUGGGCUUGGCGCAUUCGCUGUCACGUUAUAAGCUGAAAUUUUCACCCGACAAGAUCGAUACGAUGAUUGUGCAAGCACAGUGUCUGUUGGAUGAUCUAGACAAGGAGUUGAACAACUACCUGAUGCGAGCACGUGAAUGGUACGGUUGGCAUUUUCCCGAGUUGGGCAAACUGAUUACAGACAACAUUGCGUUCGUCAAGACGAUUAAACUGGUGGGCACCAGAGAUAAUAUGGCUGCCACCGAUUUGUCAGACAUAUUGCCCGAGGAUGUGGAACAGCAAGUGAAGGAGGCGGCUGAGAUCUCCAUGGGCACAGAGAUCAGUGACGAGGAUGUACUAAACAUACAAUGUUUGUGCGAUGAAAUCAUUUCCAUCAAUGAUUAUCGCACACAUCUGUAUGAUUACCUCAAGGCACGCAUGAUGGCCAUGGCACCCAAUCUCACAGUGCUUGUGGGCGAUACUGUUGGCGCCCGGCUCAUUGCCCAUGCGGGUUCGCUGAUCAACUUGGCCAAGCAUCCCUCGUCUACUGUACAGAUCUUGGGUGCUGAGAAAGCCCUUUUCCGUGCCCUGAAAACCAAGAAGGAUACACCCAAGUAUGGUUUGAUUUACCACGCACAGCUUGUGGGACAGGCGAGUCAAAAGAACAAGGGUAAAAUGUCACGUUCGUUGGCAGCGAAAGCAUCGCUAGCAACACGUGUGGAUGCGUUUGGUGAGGAGGCCACCUUCGAGUUGGGAGCCACACACAAGGUCAAGCUGGAGGCGCGACUGCGGCUACUGGAGGAGGGCAAUCUUCGCAAAUUGUCGGGCACUGGCAAAGCCAAGGCCAAGUUUGAGAAAUAUCAGGCCAAGAGUGAAGUGUUUACGUAUCAGCCGGAGGCGGAUAAUACGUUACAGGUGAAGAAACGUAAGCAUUCGGAAGUUGAAACGCCCGUCAAGCAAGAGGAGGAGCAAGAGGAAGUUGCUGCCGAUGAAUCAGAAAUCAAAACUGAGAAGAAAAAGAAGAAGAAGAAGAAGCAAAAGGAUGAAGAGGCUCCAGAGCCAGAAGCAGCUGCUCCAGCAGAGGCUGAAGAUGAAGCGCCCGCACAGCCUGCCAAGAAAAAGAAGAAAUCAAAACAUCAAGAAUAGAUGGGGGCGCUUCUUACUACAAAUAACGCUUAAGUUGAUAGUUUUUAGUUUUUACUCUCUAGUUUUAAAACCCUAUUACUGCAGUCUUAGCAUACAGUUUUAUUUUAUUUGUGAACUACAUUCGGAAUAAAAAUGUAACAUACCAAGACAUUGAAA